This is a messenger RNA of Melampsora larici-populina 98AG31, 948 nucleotides long. RefSeq lists its product as uncharacterized. The record is from RefSeq and is a predicted model, not a curated record. NCBI's taxonomy places the organism in Eukaryota, Fungi, Basidiomycota, Pucciniomycetes, Pucciniales, Melampsoraceae. The coding region runs from base 198 to 503 and encodes 101 amino acids. The transcript has 2 exons.
AUCAACUUCGACUCAAUAAGUUGUCUUGACUUCAUUCUCAUCAUCGUUCAAACAUAUUUACCAUCCCUUUGAACUAUACAUAUCUCUUGCUCUCCAUCUACGAUAUCGUAUCCUUUUCAUUCACAUCUUCUUCGUACCUCUUUCAUUCUACGAAUCAACCUAAAGUCAAAGUUAAGAAACCAAAACCACAAGACAAGAUGAACCAAGCUGAUUCGACCACGAUCUCAAUUCCACCACCACCAAUGAUCAAUUCUGAACAUCAACUAGAGGACCAAGAACCUAAGUUUCCACCAACAGCCUAUGUUCUCAAUCAAACCAAUUAUAUCAAACCUAGCUCUACAAAUCAUGAUUUAGAUCUCGAACGACAAGAUCAAUCAGAUGAACCGAAGCAAGAUCGAUUGAUGCGUUUACGUGGUGGUUGCUGUUGUGAUUGUCUAUAUGACUUGAUUCGUUGUUUGUUAUGUUGUUGCAUCUUUGAAGCUAUUUGUGAUAUGUGCUGUUGAUCUGGGAAGAUAUCAUGAAAAAAUUGGAAUAGGUCAACAUACACGAAGACCUUCAAUUGAUGUCAUUACCCUUUACUCUUUUCAUUCUUCAAACAUCUUAUUAUCUCACUUCAAAUCACCCUAUCUGAAUGUAUAAACUCGUUGUCUCUCUACUGUUACGAAAUUUACUUUUUUCUUUCGCGGUUUUUUUUGGUUUUAAGAUUUAGGUAAACGAACUUGGUAAAUUACAUGAUGAGAUUGAAUGACUUUUUAAACCUUUUUAGCAACUUUCUUCAAUUGUUUUCUUAGACUUUCAUCGUUUCUGUUUUUUUAGGUUAGGGAUAUUUGAUGAGUAAAUUGACUUUGUACUUGUAGGAUACAAUAUAUCAGUAGCCACUACAUGGUUUUUACAUCAUCUUUUUACGAUUCAACCUUUCCUUUUUUUGCAAACACAGACACGUUCUAU